Hermetia illucens (black soldier fly) is the source of this 450-nucleotide messenger RNA. RefSeq lists its product as uncharacterized. Bases 1 to 450 code for a protein of 149 amino acids. The record is from RefSeq and is a predicted model, not a curated record. Lineage: Eukaryota; Metazoa; Arthropoda; Insecta; Diptera; Stratiomyidae. The transcript has a single exon.
AUGUUGCGAAGCAAUCCACAACUGCUUCGAGAAUACAAAGAAUGCCUGCAAGAUUAUCUGGGCUGUGGAUGCGUGGAGGAAAUGCCAAAGGAUGAAGUUGGUUUACUGACAUAUUAUCUACCACAUCAUGCAAUCAUCGAGGAAUCCAGCACAACGACUAAGGUGCGAGUGUUCUCCAAUGCAUCAGCAAAAACUGCUUCUGGGAAAUCCUUGAAUGACUUGCUGAUGAUAGGAACAACCAUAGAAGAUUCGAUCAUCACACUUCUUUCGCAAUGGUGUAUAUAUCCCGUCGUGCUAACAGCAGAUGUAGCAAAAAUGUACCGACAAAUACGAGUCCGAAGCAAGGAUGCAGAUCUCCAAGGGAUCGUGUGUCGACCAAGCGAAGCAGAUGUAUUUCGUCAUUACCGGUUGAAGACAUUUACAUUCGGAACCGCAAGCGCCCUGUUCUAA